AGAAGUUGACAGUGAUGUUUUGGAAUUGUUUUUAACAGAACCGGCAAAAUGAGAAUGAAAACAAAUAUACAACGGGAACCAAAACAUAGCGAAUUAGUGAGCUGUGUUGGUUGGACUACACCUGAAGAACUGUUCUCGGGGGCAGACGACCACCUGGUACUAAAAUGGAACCUAAACUCAAAUGAAACUACUACACUGGUCAAGUUGCCUGAUGACGUCUUCCCUACAGAUAUGCAUUGGUUUCCUAAGGCUGCAGGGGGAGGCAAAAAGGCAGUCUCUGAUCUUUUUGUUCUCACAUCAACAGAUGGAAAGUUUCACCUUGUCAAUAAAACUGGUCGAGUGGAGAAGAGUGUGGAGGCCCACAAAGGAGCUGUGCUGGCGGGCAGGUGGAGCUUUGAUGGGUCAGCCUUUGUAACAGCUGGUGAAGAUGGUGCUGUGAAGAUCUGGUCCAGAAGUGGAAUGUUGAGGUCCACACUCACACAGAACAGUAUGUCUGUAUACGGUGUAGCAUGGGGACCAGAUUCAGACUCGGUGCUGUUUACAAAUGGCAAACAGUUGGUCAUCAAGUCUAUGCAGGCCAACGCUAAACCAACCAUGUGGCGAGCACACGAAGGAGUGGUACUGGUGGUAGACUGGAACCCUGUCAACAACCUCAUCAUAUCGGGAGGAGAGGAUUGUCGCUACAAGGUUUGGGAUACAUAUGGCCGUGUGAUGUACAACAGUUUUCAGCAUGACUACCCAAUCACAUCCCUAGCAUGGACACCAGACGGAGAACUCUUCGCUGUCGGCUCCUUUAAUACACUUCGACUAUGUGAUCAGGCAGGGUGGUCGUAUUCCCUGGAGAAACCUAAUACAGGCAGUCUGUUCAAGCUUGCGUGGUCAAGUGACGGGACUCAAGUGGCGGGGGCCGGAGGGAAUGGCCAGGUCCUCAUUGCACAUGUCAUAGAGAAGCGUUUGGAGUGGAAGAACUUUGAAGCGACAGUAACAGGAGGUAAACAGAUCCAUGUGAGAAACGUGAUAAAUGAUGCAGUUGAAUCUCUGGAAUUUCGCGACAGAAUCAUCAAACUAUCACUGGAGUUUAAUCACCUUGUGGUAGCGACAUCAACACAAUGUUAUAUAUACAGUGUGAAGAACUGGAACACGCCGAUGAUUUUUGACUUAAAGGAAGGCAAUGUAUCACUCAUUCUACAGUCAGAAAAACACUUCCUACUGGUUGACAAUGCAGGCAUUUAUGUAUUCUCAUAUGACGGUCGGCUUGUGUGUUCACCUCGGUACACCGGCAUGCGGGCAGACAUCCUCAACUAUCAGACAGUCUCCAUCAGUAACGACACGAUAGCCAUCAGAGACAAGGCGAACGAAAAAGUUGUAUAUGUAUUUGAUGCUCAAAAUGGAAAACCUCUUGGAGACGGCAAACCCAUAACACAUAAGCUGGACGUGAUGGAGAUUGCACUGGACCAGUGUGGUCCAGCUACUGAGCGACGACUAGCCAUCAUAGACAAAAACCGAGAUCUUUACCUCACUCCCGUCAGGGUGUUUGGUACAGAACGAAAGAGUUACAAAUUAGGUAACAUGAUCCAGUCGUUGGCGUGGAAUGACGCUUCCAACAUGCUGUCGGCACUGGCCGAUGGAAAGUUCACCGUCUGGUAUUACCCCAACACCAUCUAUGUAGACAGGGACCUUGCCACCAAAACCAUCUUUGAGAAAGAAGCAAGUGAGUUUGGCAAGAAUCCUCAGCUACUUCAGUUUAACGGGAAUCAUGUGAUUAUCCGGCGAGCGGAGGGGUCGAUUGUGAGCACAUCCAUAUCACCUCACCCCUGUAUACUUCACUCCUACGUAUACUCUGGUCGCUGGAACGAUGCUGUGCGGCUCUGUCGGUUUGUCAAGGAUGAAGUUUUGUGGUCAUGUCUGGCCGCCAUGUCAGCUUACGCGAAGGAGCUGAACACUGCGGAGAUAGCCUACGCAGCCAUCAAAGAGGCAGAAAAAGUGCAGUUUAUUGUAAACAUCAAGGACAUCCCAGUGAAGGAGGCGAGAAACGCAGAGAUGGCAUUGUUAUGUGGAAGCCAGCAAGACGCAGAAGCCAUUCUUCUACAGGCAGGACUCAUUUUCAGGGCCAUCAUGCUCAACAUCCAGCUAUACAACUGGGAUAGGGCUUUGGAACUGGCAGUGAAACAUAAGACACAUGUAGACACAGUGCUAGGAUACAGACAGAAAUACCUCACCAGGUUUGAAAAGAAGGAAAACAACAAACGCUACCUACAAUAUAUGGAAGGGAUUGAGGUAGACUGGGAGAAAAUUGAGGCUAAGAUGGAGAUGGAAUACCAGAAGGAACGGGAACGACCAACCGUCACAUCUACAGCUGGGUCUGCUAAGCCACGACAGUCACGACAGGAAACGACAAAAUAGUGCAUAUAGAUCAGAUCAGACUAUAUACACUCAAAUUUUAUCUGAACCCUCAGUUUUCUGACAUCCUGUCCAAUCCAAUCCAGUUUCUAAAGGAAACUUCCAAACAAGACAUGUGUGUUGUGAUACUUUUUCACCAGACCAAUAUAUAUAAUAUGUCCCACAGGAUGUUAAAUUAAACGGAUUAAUCUGACCAAAAAGUUGUGUCCCUGUAGGUGUCAGAUUAGACAGUUUAAUCUGACCAAUAUAUUGUGUUCCUCUGAGUGUCCUUAUACAGGUGAAUCGGACCAAUGUGUGAUAUAUAGGGUGUCAGAUUUAUAGACAGGUUUCAUUGUAAAUUAUUGUUACAGAGUAUGUUGUUUAAAUCUUAAUAAUCUGUUAAAAUUGUGAAAGAGGAAAAGCAGUUACAGUUUAUGCCUGUUUUGAGAUCUAAUAAACUGCUUAAAAAUCUCAUCCAACUUUGAUACAAAGUUUGUACAAUUGACUGACAUUUUUUCUCUAGAGUUGAAUUGUAUUAAGACACCUUAUGACUAGAUAAUUGCAACAAGACUUUCACUAAUUGGAGUCCUUUAUGAGCUGUGUAUUUUUCAGAAGUUGUGACUCGGAUGUAAAUUUAUACGAGAAGGUUCUAAUUAUUUCAGUUCCAUUUCUACUUUCACUUUAACCUAGGUUUCUAUCAAUGUUACAAAGGUGUCUCGGUCUCGAGUCACCUAGCUAGGAAGUCAGCACUGCCAGUAGAGAUGAUAAAAAUUCAUGUUCAUGAGAACAUGUGCAUUCGAAAUGUUUUGUGGUAUUUUCUGUAUGUAAUUUUUUAAAGAUUCACAUAAAUGACAAAUACAUGUACUUAUUUUUUUUGAAAAAGUGAAUCUCUCAACUUAACUUCAUUUAAUCAUCAAAUACUUUGAUUCAUUUUAGUUGUCAAUUGGAUAAUGAUUCCUCCUUUUAUAUUGAGUGUUUAACCAAGAAGUGGUAGUAAUAUGAACUAAUGUUAGGUCAUUUCAAGGUGAAAAUAUUCCUAGUCCAUGGAUAACAAAAUAAAUUAUAUAGUAUUUGGGUGUUUGAAGACCAAGGCUGUAUUUUGUGUCCUAGAAAAUAAGAUUGACAUGAGAUGAGGUUAUUUUUUAAAUAUAUUUAUUAUUUGAAAAGAAGUAUUUUUCAAUGGAAUUGUCCCAUUUUUAUCAAAAUGUACAUAUCAAAUUGAAUUUGUCUACUGCAGAGUAUUGUGAUGGUGUAGAUUUCCGUCCUCCAUUAUAUAUAUUGGAACCAGAGCUGGUAGUUGACAUGUGUGAUGUAUAUAUUCCAAUUCACAUGCAAUUACAUGUGACUUUGUACAUUUAUAGAUAUACUUAAUUUAUAUAAAAUAUGUGUUUUUAUGACAUUUUUAACUGGAAUAGCCCUGAUACAAAUGUUAAUGAUUUUGAUUCUUUGUUUAAUAUACAUAUCACUUUCCAAAUGUCUGGAAAGUUCAUUGUGUGCGUGAAAGUAGGGGUUUAGAGACACAAGAACAAUUUAAAUUUUAAUAGGUAGAUCUGAAGCCAUUCUGGUAGCCUAGUGCUUUAAGUGUUAAGUUAUAAAAACAAAAGUUCUCUUUGUCGUCGUCAUAUUUCGUAUCAAAGAGAUAUCAAUAAUUUGAAAGUAAUCAUAAUAAGAAAAAGAACCCAGACAAUGAAACUUGGAUGCCAGAAAUCGGAGAUUUGUCAUACAAUCUCAUCCUAAAUACGCUGCAGCUCCUUGAACCUAACUUCCUUUUGCAGCUGUUUUAUUCACCAAUUGAAUCUGACAUGAAAUCCUCAAGAUAUGGACAUUUACCUCAGAAGACUGAGAAAAACUUCUGUGUUUGAAUCCAUAUGAAAUACUUGUUCCAAUCAAGUGUUAAAUAUGCCACAUUUGCUUUCAAAUUUUACUGUCAUAUCUCCUACUAUGGAACUGUGUUGUCAAAAAUAAAUUUCCUGUAUGCUAAUCAUGUAUAUGUAAGAGAUGAA
Molecule: messenger RNA, 4382 nt
Organism: Mizuhopecten yessoensis (Yesso scallop)
Lineage: Eukaryota; Metazoa; Mollusca; Bivalvia; Pectinida; Pectinidae
Product: intraflagellar transport protein 80 homolog
Exons: 19
Coding region: 49-2403 (784 amino acids)
Biological process (GO): cilium assembly
Cellular component (GO): cilium; centrosome; intraciliary transport particle B
Molecular function (GO): protein binding
Source: RefSeq, a predicted model, not a curated record